This is a messenger RNA of Vombatus ursinus (common wombat), 2814 nucleotides long. RefSeq names its product chromosome unknown C19orf38 homolog (gene CUNH19orf38). The coding region runs from base 936 to 1745 and encodes 269 amino acids. The transcript has 8 exons. Lineage: Eukaryota; Metazoa; Chordata; Mammalia; Diprotodontia; Vombatidae. The record is from RefSeq and is a predicted model, not a curated record.
UAGAGUUAGAUUGUCAAGACACAGACUAUAAUUAGCAAUAGGAAUUUAUAGAAGUAUGGAAGCAAAGAGAGGUGGCUUGAUCCAGGCCUGAAGAGAUUUAGUUAAAUAGGAAAGAAAAAAGAGUGUAUAGGCUCAGAGAACAGUUUGAAUAAAGGCCUGGAACUGACAAAUUGUGUCUAAAGUCACUUUCUAAAGUAUUCUCAGUCAACUAGCAUUAAGUACUUUUGGGCUGGUGGUUGUGCUACAAGAUGUGGAUACAAGGGAGGAGAUGGAGGAGGCAAAAAAGCUUUCACCUAGAAGAUGAUUAAAAAUCAUCUCUGCCUAAAGAUGCAGUGUAGACAAAACAGAGAAGCAAUAAUCUUCAAGUGUCAGAAAAAGGGAUAUAAGAAAUCACCUGGACAUCUGGUCCUGCAGUCUAGGGGCAACUGAAACUAUGAAUAUUAGUGAUUAUUUUAAAAUCACCUACAGGGUGAUUUCUACCCUGUGGAACUGUGCCAGUUUAUGAGUAACCUUAUGUGAGUAUAUGAUGCACUUAGUAUUAAUUCACACUUUCUCUGCUGUUAAUUGGGUCCAUUGCUCCCAAAGUAGCUUUGAGAACUAAGUAGCUAUUAUCCCACCUCCAACAUUAUGCUCACGUGGGCAGGCUGGAUCCCUCAGUUUCUCUUUUACCUAAACAACCCCAUUUUUUUUCCCUCUCAGCAUUAGUCAUAUUUUACUAGACCAGAAGGUCCUUGAAAGCAGGGAUGAUGUCUUUUUCUUGUUUUGAAGAGCAGAGUCCCACAGUCCUUGUUAUAGUAGCUAUAUUUGAUGCGUGUAUGAAAAAAAUGUAUUAAUGGGGGAAGAGGGAGGUACUUUAUAUUUGUCACUCUUCCUCUGUGCAUUCUCCCUGACACAUCAUCCACAUUUUUCCCAAAAUGUGAUCUCAAGCCAGACCUAUGGAUUCAAGAAGAGAUACUGAGAGACACAAGAAACUACUGCUGUGGCAGAGAGCAGGAGAUUUCUAUUGCAGAAGAGUAGUUCAAGGAUUGGGGAAUUGGUCGUAUUUGUUUCUCUCUUCAGUCAGAAUCAUAACUGAACUCAGUGAAGAGAUGCCCUGGAAAGUCCUCUUUUUUGUAACUGGCUCUUUGGCAAUACCGGCUCCUUCCAUUUCCCAGAUCCCUCCGUACCCUAGCAACCCAGGGGAUCCCAUCCACCUUCAAUGUUUGGCCUCCCCUGGCUUCCAGGAGGCUGAGUUCUCACUGUUCCAUGGAGAUGGGAUGGUCCAGGCACUGCAAGCACAAGAGGCCCAGCAGGGAGUGGUUUUCACAGUGACCAACACGAGCGAAGGCCUUACAGUGCAGUACCAAUGUCAGUACAGUGUGAUGGGGGAGAUUGCCAAGCAGUUCUCAGAUUUGAGCAAGCCAGUGAAUGUGACCUUUCCAGUUUACGUGCUGCCAGCCACAACCCUACCAACUUCUCCAAGUAAAGUGGAUCCACUGGGAAAGAAAGUUAAAGUCACAAAUCUUCAGAAAAAAAGAGAGCAAGAAUCCUGCUGGACCAAGAUAAACUAUACUACUUCAGAUAUGUCUUUUGAUAACUCCCUGUUCUCCAUUUCAAUGAAAAUGACCCCAGAAGAUGUGGAUACUCACGGUACGUUCACCAGCUCAACUCUGGCUCCAGAACCCUUUGUGCCCAGAAAGAGACCCACAUCUACUUCUUCUAUUCCUGAGCUACCUGAAUUCAGCACCUUCAGGUCCUUCGAAUGAACCUAUCCCCUGUUCUCAAACCCCUGUACCUAGGAAGAUGCUCACAUCUAAUUCUUCCAUUCCUGGACUCCUUGAAUUCAGCACCUUCAGGUCCUGCUGUGAGACUAAGAGGUUGCAUUUUUCCUUUUGCAUUCUUCCCCUGACUUAUCAGUUUCCAGGCUGGGUUCUGAAGAAGUCUGGGAGGCCUGGCUCCUGUAUGUCUGGCUUACCACCCCUUCAUCUUUCAUCCAGGGCCCCUAUGGGGGGAAUACAACUACAGCCUCUCAAGAGAUACUGUCAUGUCCUGAUUUUCAUUGUUCCAACUGAAAUGCUUUUUCUGUUGCUCAGUAGUUGGCAAUAGCCUGUUUUGUGUCUCAGGUUCAGAGAUGAUAGAUUUAUUCCUAGAAAGAGCCCUCAGAUGCCAUCUAGUUGAACCCCUGCACUUAAUUUUUCAUAUAAGGAAACUGAGUCCCAAAGAGGUUAAGUGACUUGUUCAAGGCCACAUAAAUUGUAAGCUUCAGUCACUGUCAGAUGUCAUUUGUAUUAGGACCCCAACAAAGGUCUUUAUCUGUUGAACAGCAAAUACACAGAAGCCAGGAUCUCAGGGACAGCUGUCUCCCAUUUAUGGAAGCAGAGAACUCGCUAGGUGAAGCUCUUUCUCUAGGGGGAUAGUGUCAGGCAUGAAUUCUGCCCCUUUCCAAGUAGCCCAUUCUGAGCAGAGUAACAUUAAUGGUUGUUGCAAGAGCACGGACAAGAUACAGAACCAAAAGUUCCUAUCUGGAUUUACAGCAUCUCCUGUCCCCACUAAAAAACGUUUUGGAAUUAUUUCAACCACCACCAAUGCUUUCCUGCCUUCUGGUGACUUAUUUGCAGCCAGCCCUAGUUGGUGACAGGUACUUGCUAGACUGUGUUCUAAGAGUGCUCGGUCCUAGAGCCCUAAGUUUCUGUUCUAUGUGUGUCAUUCCUUUUCUUUGAAAACUACAGAAUUGAGGGGGCAAGAUUGUCUAUGUUAUUAAUUAUAACCAACAUUGAGACAUUUGUAAGAAACAAAGUGUGGAGUCUUAUUAAAGCUCUGGAUUUCUGUUAUUAA